Molecule: messenger RNA, 1660 nt
Organism: Paraglomus occultum
Lineage: Eukaryota; Fungi; Glomeromycota; Glomeromycetes; Paraglomerales; Paraglomeraceae
Source: the annotation of a GenBank genome assembly
AACGAAUGAUAAGCUCCAUGCUAAUUGGAAAGAUUUGAUGCCUAGUGCGAUAAAUUUCGACAUACAAAAUCAAGCCAUUUCAUCUGUUGACACAUGUAAAUUUUGUGAAAAGCCCGCUAUCAUCCGUUGUUUAGAAUGUGGCGGCACCACCUUUUGUCUUUCUCAUGCAAAUGAAUAUCAUGGCUCGGCAAAUUGGUAUCACUUUUUUGAGCAAUGGAGAAAUACCGAAUAUGGCAGUCUCUUUGUAGAAUACGACCGUGGUAUUAUUGUUCUUUCCAAAAGGUGUUCAUGCUCGCCGACUUUCAUAGAUGCAAAGAAAAUAAUUGUUCAAACACUUUAUGGAUUGGCCUUCACAUACGGUGUAAUGCAAGUCUACUCUAAGUUAAAGCAUUACUAUGCCGUUAAUGCAAAGACUUCUGUUUCUACUGACGUUUACAGACAGCUUUUUAUUGCAUCCCGGUAUUUUGACUUUAAAGCACAUUCGAUAAGCCAUUGGCUGUUUUUACCUGAACGCCUUAGAGAGUUCACUGAAGAAGAAGUCGGUUCGACAGGAAAGACUGUGUGUCCAGCAUGUUUUAAAAACGAGAAUGGGCGAUAUUUUGCAAUGGCGGACGUGUGUUUUGGUUGCAAUCAGAAAGCCACGCAGGGUAUAGAAUUGCGGGAAACGGUUUAUGAUAAUAGACAGGCCCAAAAAGAAAUGGACAAUUUUGUGAUGCGAGCGGAUAAAGAUAGAAAGCCAAAUGAAGACUGUCACCACAGGGCAGGAAGGGAUGAGAGUCGGGUCAGCAAAGUAAAAAGGUUACAUUAUACUGGCCUAGCUGCAUCCAUCUGCCGUCAUGAAAUACCGGACAUGUUUGCGUAUAUCGAACUUCUUUUAAAGAAAAUAAGAGAGAGAAGUUGGAUACGCACGCUGCAUUGGAUGUAUGACGUUAAUUGUACCUUUUUGCGGUCGUUACAGGCAAACGACAAAACUCGCUUGGUACCGGAAUAUAAUGCCAUUAUGGUGUAUCACGCAACAGGCCAUAAAUUACAAUGUCAAUUGGAAUACCACCUAGAAAAAAUUUCAGAAUUUGGAAUGACAGAUGGAGAGGGUACCGAACGACUUAACUGGAAGUUGCAGCCCUUUUUUACGUCAUUAAAAGAGGGCGAAGGAACAGCUCAGAGAAUCCAAGAAAAUGUUGGCAACAAUCAGAUUGUCAAUUCCAAACGGACAAUUGGGUAUAAGCGAGCUAAAAAAACUACCCAAGCGAUAUCGAAAGCUGCCAACAAAUUAGGCAAAAACAUUCUGGCAUACAACAAUCUUUCAGAGCAGUCAGGGAAUUUUUUUGAGGAUUCUACAUCCGCGAUUCAGCCGCUGACUAUGACAAACGUUAUCGCCUCCGACUGUUGGAUUUGGCAACACUUUGACGGGCUACAGACGGCUGGUAACGUACAAUCGAGUACUCAGUGGGAGGCUAUCUGCAUUAAAGAUAAUUUUGAUAGAUCUCUCGAGGAACUAGAAGUUUUGCGAGAAGAAAUAGAAAUGUCGAGAUUUUCUGGAAGAAACACUUUGCAUGGAUUAGACAAACCGUAUCUUCUUUGUCGAACAAUUUUGACCUCCAUUACAAACGGUUGUAGAGCAUUAUUGGCUGCUGAACAUCAGCGAGUGAACAAAAGCUGA